Molecule: messenger RNA, 1057 nt
Organism: Mucor mucedo
Lineage: Eukaryota; Fungi; Mucoromycota; Mucoromycetes; Mucorales; Mucoraceae
Exons: 5
Coding region: 177-905 (242 amino acids)
Molecular function (GO): RNA binding
Source: RefSeq, a predicted model, not a curated record
ACAUGGGGGAAGUACAUAAGCACAGACAAAGUUGGGAUUCGAUUAUUUAUUAAAAGAGCAUCAUUUUUUUCACAUGAAAAUGAAGGAAAAGGGACUAUAAAAGUAACUUUAUUUUAUCCACUCUCUUUUCUUUCUUUUUUUAUCUACAUUCUUCUACCUGAAUAAAAUAUAAUAAAAUGCCUGCCUGGACCAUUGCUAUCCCUGAAACCCCCUCUGCCACCUAUGUUAUUGUCAAGAACAUCUCUGCCCAAUCUUCAGAGAAGACUGUUAGAGAAUUCUUUUUGUUCUGUGGUAAGAUCACCGAGUUUGAAUUGGUUGCUGAUGACGAUGAAGAACACCAAGUUGCCUUGAUCCACUUUGAACGUGAGUCUGCUGCCAAGACCGCUACUCUUUUAAGCAAUGCCUUGAUUGAUGAAUGCCAUAUCGUUGCUGCUCCUUAUUUCGAAACUGCUACUGUAAAUGAAGAGAAGGAAGUUGCUGAAAACGAAGCCAACACAACUACCCAGGAAUCCAAGGCCAAGUCUAGAAUUGUUGCGGAAAUCUUGGCCAAUGGUUACAUCCUUCAAGAUCAAGUCGUUGCUAAGGGUCUUGAAUAUGAUUCUAAAUACAGUUUCUCUACUCGUUUGACUGGUUACUUUACUACCCUUACUUCUAACGUCAAGUCUAUUGAUGAAAAGUAUCGUAUUUGGGACAAGGCUGUUGAAAUUGACCACAAGUAUAAGAUCCAGGAAAAGGUCCAAAAUGCCGCUGCUACUGCUCAAACUACCGCUACCGCCGCUCUUCAAUCUCCUACCGGUCAAAAGGUUGAACGUAUUGCCAGCCAAACUUUUGCUCAAAUUGCCGCUGUUCACUUUGAAGCUAAAAAGAUCCAAACUGAAAAGGCCGCACCUGUCGCUGUCGCCUAAUUCUUUUCUUUAUUUACAUUUACCCCCCUUUUUUAUACAACUCAUCACUACCCAUCUUCAUAUCUUCUUCAAUAAAUAAAAAAAAACGACUAUUUUUAAACUAAUUCUCCAUGACAAAUAUAUAUCAGCGCUUGUCAAAUUUGACCUUGACA